UCUAAAUAGGAAUUUGACAGAUUGGUGGAAAACAAGUUUUAUCCCACCAUUGGUGAGGCAAAGACAGCUGGAAGUCAGUGAGAUACAGGCUAUCCCUUCACUGUAUUGAUUUCUACUUCAGCCUGGGCUUCGUGGUGAGAAUAUUUCUCUGAAAAGAAAAAGAAAAACAGAAAUUUGUGUUUUUGUGCCGGGUCCUUACAGUUACACUCUUGAGCCUGUUUCAUGGUACCAGGCCACCGUAUUUUCCCAGUUAGAAAAGGAGUUUUAAACAAGCUGGUGUCGACACAGGUCUGUAAUCCAAUUUUUCCGUAUUGUCGUGGUAUCUGAUUCCAGGUUUUUAAGCACGAAUUAGAAUUCUGGAGAACACGAGGUCUGAUUCCGUGACCACCAUGGCCAACAAAAUGGAUAUGUCUUUGGAUGACAUCAUUAAGCUGAACCGGAGCAAGCAAGGCAGUCGCGGCAAAGGCCAGGGCUGGAGCAGUGCCGGCUGCCAGGGCCGCCACGGUGGUGCCAGGCGGGCCCCUGUGUGGGCGAAUCGACGCAGCUGGUCUCUGAAGAACCGGCCUACCAUGAGUGGUGGCUCUGCAGGAGGAGGCAGGAACCGGCCGGCUCCGUACAGCAGGCCUAUACAACUUCCCAACAAGGGGCAGCAUGACCGAUUCGACAGCCGCUUCUGUGGUGGAGCCAGCUUGGAGAUGGGCGGAAAGCUGUUGGUGUCAAACCUUGACUGCGGGGUGUCAGACGCGGAUAUUCUGGAACUCUUCUCAGUGUUUGGAACACUGAAGACAGCAGCUGUGCACUACGAUCGCUCCGGACGAAGUUUAGGGACAGCCCAAGUGCACUUUCGACAGAAGGCAGAUGCUCUGAAGGCUAUGAAACAGUACAAUGGUGUCCCUUUAGAUGGCCGCCCCAUGAACAUUCAGCUUGUGACAUCACAGACUGACUCACAAAGAAAACCCGCACAGAGAAUGAUCAGAGGUUCCAUGAGUAGAAACCAUGGCUCAUGGUGUUUUGGUGGCGGUCUCAUCCGGAGAGGGACCCGUGGAGGCAGCCCUGGAAGAGGUAGAGGAGGUUCGAGCAGGAACUCCAAGGAGCCUCUUUCUGCCGAGCAGUUGGAUGCACAGCUGGAUGAGGACAAUGCACAGAUGGACACCAGUUAAACAGCCGGGCAAAUCCGCAGAAGUGACAGGACCCAGAAGCUUCGUCCGUAAUCCCUCGAGGGAGGGUUGGCAACUGGACUGUGCACACAAUGGGGGAUUUCUUUUUCGUUUGUCUCUCUCUCUCUCUCUCUCUCUCUCUCUCUCUCUCUCUCUCUCUCUCUCUCUCUCU
Messenger RNA from Mesocricetus auratus (golden hamster), 1329 nucleotides. RefSeq names its product THO complex subunit 4-like. Gene Ontology annotation, cellular component: nucleus. The coding region runs from base 390 to 1160 and encodes 256 amino acids. The transcript has a single exon. The record is from RefSeq and is a predicted model, not a curated record. NCBI's taxonomy places the organism in Eukaryota, Metazoa, Chordata, Mammalia, Rodentia, Cricetidae. Gene Ontology annotation, molecular function: mRNA binding. Gene Ontology annotation, biological process: mRNA export from nucleus.